Messenger RNA from Cadophora gregata, 1119 nucleotides. RefSeq lists its product as uncharacterized. The record is from RefSeq and is a predicted model, not a curated record. NCBI's taxonomy places the organism in Eukaryota, Fungi, Ascomycota, Leotiomycetes, Helotiales, Ploettnerulaceae. The transcript has 2 exons. Gene Ontology annotation, cellular component: plasma membrane. The coding region runs from base 1 to 1119 and encodes 372 amino acids.
AUGGCAUCAAGCAUGGACACUGGCAGCGUUGCCAAAGACGAUAUCCGCAAGCCAGCUGAGCAAGGCUCUCCUCCAACAAACGGUGUUGGAUUUCGCCCACAGAACACUCCUGGUCGCGACAACCCUCUGAUCAAUGUCGAGCCACCGAGGAGAGAAGAUCUCCAGCCAUCAUAUGCACAGACACUCGCCGGCGAAAGCGACCAAGGAGCCCAUGGCUGGUAUGGAAGCAUGAUCAACACCCUGGGUUCUUGUAUUGGGACCAUGGGAGCUAUUCCAUGCUGCUUCAUCUGCCCCAACCCUUACAAGCCCGUUUCGCAGGGUAAUGUUGGUCUCGUCACCAAGUUUGGUCGUUUCUAUCGCGCAGUCGAUCCAGGUCUGGUCAAGAUCAACCCUCUUUCUGAGCGCCUGAUCCAGGUCGACGUAAAGAUCCAGAUUGUUGAGGUUCCCAAGCAAGUCUGCAUGACCAAGGACAAUGUUACUCUCCAUUUGACCUCCGUCAUCUACUACCACAUUACCUCUCCACACAAGGCAGCUUUCGGUAUUUCGAACGUCCGUCAGGCCUUGGUCGAACGUACCCAAACUACACUCCGUCAUGUUGUUGGUGCCCGAGUUCUCCAGGACGUUAUCGAACGCCGAGAGGAAGUUGCUCAGUCCAUCGGAGAGAUUAUCGAGGACGUCGCCUCAGGAUGGGGUGUCCAAGUUGAGAGUAUGCUCAUCAAGGACAUCAUCUUCAGCAACGAGUUGCAAGACUCCCUCUCAAUGGCCGCUCAAUCCAAGCGUAUCGGAGAAUCGAAGGUCAUUGCAGCCCGCGCCGAAGUCGAAUCUGCCAAGCUCAUGAGACAAGCUGCCGACAUUCUUUCUUCCGCACCAGCCAUGCAAAUCAGAUAUCUCGAGGCCAUGCAAGCCAUGGCCAAAUCCGCCAACUCCAAGGUUAUCUUCUUGCCUGGUGCUUCCAACGUAGGAUCAUCCAUGGCUAUGGCAAGCGCGAUUGGCGAAGGGCUAGAACAUAACGGCGGCCUCUCAGCAGCCGCCCAGAAGUUCGAUAACACGAACGAUUUUGGAGGUCAGGACUCCGGUUUCCAACGUGCUAUCAAUGCUCACGUAGUUGAAAACAUCUAA